AUGGUCCUAGUAACUCGUCAAGCCCCAGAUUUUACCGCUUCUGCUGUACUAGGUGACGGUAAAAUUACUGAUAAUUUUCAUUUUAAAUCUUACAUCAAGGACAAAUUUGCUGUUAUUUUCUUUUGGCCUAUGGAUUUUACCUUUGUUUGCCCUUCUGAAUUAAUUGCUUUUGAUAAACGUUAUAUAGAAUUUCAAAAACGUGAGGUAGAGAUUGUUGGUGUAUCAUUUGAUUCUGUAUUUACGCACAAUGCUUGGCGGCAAGUUAGAAUUGAAAAAGGAGGAAUUGGAGCAAUUCAAUACCCUAUGAUUGCAGAUAUAAAACGUGAAAUUAUUAAAGCUUAUGAUAUUGAGCAUCCUGAUUCUGGUGUUGCUUUACGAGGUUCAUUUUUAAUUGAUAAAACCGGUAUUGUGAGACAUCAGGUCGUUAAUGAUUUACCAUUAGGACGGAAUAUAGAUGAAAUGAUACGAAUGAUUGAUGCUUUGCAGUUUUAUGAAAAAUAUGGUGACGUAUGUCCUGCACAAUGGGAAAAAGGCCAAGAAGGAAUGCAUCCUUCUCCUGAAGGAGUUGCUAAAUAUUUAUCAAAAAAUUUGACUAAAUUAUAA
Cinara cedri is the source of this 603-nucleotide messenger RNA. The record is from the annotation of a GenBank genome assembly. NCBI's taxonomy places the organism in Eukaryota, Metazoa, Arthropoda, Insecta, Hemiptera, Aphididae.